Phaedon cochleariae (mustard beetle) is the source of this 971-nucleotide messenger RNA. The record is from the annotation of a GenBank genome assembly. NCBI's taxonomy places the organism in Eukaryota, Metazoa, Arthropoda, Insecta, Coleoptera, Chrysomelidae.
UUGUAUUCUUAAAAUUAUUUUAUUGAAGUAAAUUUUGAUCUUUGUCUAAAAUAUUUAUCGAACAUCAUAGUUGACUGUUGUAUUUUUCAUUCUCAAUCAUAAUUUCAGCGAUUUGUGCAUAGAUUCUAUAGAAAUUUGAAGAUAAAUUCCAUAAGGUUAAGAUUGAACAUGCCUUGUAUUUUGGGCAAGGUGCUUCGUGAACAUUCACGAUGACACCUAAUCGUACAAGGCUAUAUAAAUUCCUUGUUUAAUCCCGGAAUUCACAAAUUGAAUUAUCCGAUUCAUGGCAAGGAAACAUUAGAUCGAUUAAAUAUUUCUCAUUGAUAUUUUUGUUCACGUUGAAACAUUGUUUGAAUAUCAUUGAUAUCUUCCAGUGAAAACUCAUCAAGAUGGUUAACGGGCGGAUACCCUCAGUCCACUCGAAAACAUACGUUACCCCUAGACGUCCCUAUGAAAAGGCCCGUCUGGAUCAGGAAUUGAAAAUUAUCGGCGCCUUUGGUUUACGAAACAAACGUGAAGUGUGGAGAGUAAAGUACACUUUGGCCAAAAUCCGUAAAGCUGCUCGUGAACUGCUCACCCUAGAAGAAAAAGAGCCUAAAAGAUUGUUUGAAGGUAAUGCACUUCUACGUCGUUUGGUGCGAAUUGGUGUACUUGAUGAGAACAGGAUGAAGCUUGAUUAUGUUUUGGGUCUGAAGAUUGAAGAUUUCUUGGAAAGAAGGCUCCAAACUCAGGUGUUCAAAUCUGGUCUGGCAAAGUCAAUUCAUCAUGCUAGAGUACUGAUUAGGCAGAGACACAUCCGGGUGCGCAAGCAGGUGGUGAACAUCCCCUCGUUCAUCGUGCGGCUGGACUCGCAGAAGCACAUCGACUUCUCCCUGAAGUCGCCCUUCGGGGGUGGCCGUCCUGGUCGUGUCAAGAGGAAGAACCUCACCAAGAAGACGGGCGGCGCUGCUGCCGAAGAGGAGGAAGAUUGA